Caenorhabditis bovis is the source of this 768-nucleotide messenger RNA. NCBI's taxonomy places the organism in Eukaryota, Metazoa, Nematoda, Chromadorea, Rhabditida, Rhabditidae. The record is from the annotation of a GenBank genome assembly.
AUGUUCAGAAACCAGUACGACAGUGAUGUCACAGUUUGGAGUCCACAAGGACGCCUACACCAAGUUGAAUAUGCUGUUGAAGCUAUGAAACAAGGUUCCGCUAGCGUUGGAAUCAAGAGCGAAACCCAUGCGGUCAUUGUUGCAUUGAAACGCGCUCAAAACGAAUUGUGCUCACAUCAGAAGAAAAUUUAUGAAAUUGAUACCCAUUCCGGUGUUUCGAUCGCUGGAUUGCUUUCCGAUGGGCGUAUUCUUGCAAGAUUCUUGCAAACUGAGUGCUCUAGCUGGCGUUGGGACUACAAACUUCCUAUUCCAAUGAAGAAACUGGCUGAGGCCAUGCAAUUGAAGCUUCAAGCUAAUACACAAUAUUAUGGUCGUCGUCCAUUUGGAGUUGGUUUGCUUAUCGCCGGAUAUGACAAAGAUGGAGCUCACAUUAUUCAAACUGAUCCAUCUGCCGAAGUUGUGAGCAUGCUCGGAACAUCUAUCGGUGCACGAUCUCAAUCCGCAAGAACUUACUUAGAAAAACACGUUGAAGAGUUCGAAAAAUCUUCUGCUGACGAUCUUAUCAACACUUCCAUUGGAAUCGUUGGAAAAGACUGCCCAUUCAAGGUUCUUGCCGAUUCACAAGUAUUGGUUCAUCUUGACAAGGUAAACACGCAUCCACGAACUAUCGGUGUCGCCCAGCCAGCUGCUGUUGGAGGAGCUUCGCCAGGACCACAACCGCCAGCUGGAGGAGCAUCCCCUAGCGGACAAGAGCCAAUGCAACAAUAA